Molecule: messenger RNA, 993 nt
Organism: Meira miltonrushii
Lineage: Eukaryota; Fungi; Basidiomycota; Exobasidiomycetes; Exobasidiales; Brachybasidiaceae
Exons: 1
Coding region: 1-993 (330 amino acids)
Biological process (GO): DNA damage tolerance; double-strand break repair via homologous recombination
Cellular component (GO): nucleus; Smc5-Smc6 complex
Molecular function (GO): ubiquitin-protein transferase activity
Source: RefSeq, a predicted model, not a curated record
AUGGUCGAGGCACUGGAACUGCCGCAGCAGGCAUGGCUUCAAGGUAUGAUGUCACAUAGAAUCGUGACGGAAGAACGAUCACAAGCCAUGUUCAAAGCGGCAACGGAAGCAUGUCGGGUACAGCAUACCCAACGUGACUAUGCUGAGUGCAUCAAAAAGGUAAAUAACGCAUUAAUUGUUGUCAAUCUUGAAAUUCGACGAAUGAUUGAUGAACAAACAGAGAAGCAUAUGCUCGCUAUCGUCAACACGAAAGCCGAUGAAAUUGCAGAAUUAGCAACCCAAUUCACGCCGCAUGAAAUCAAAUUCAUCAAAAGCUUAAUCGAAAAUAUCUUUACUGCUCCUCGUCGUGCAUACUGUAUUUCGUCAACGGUUGCAAUCAGUCUCGGAAAGGAUAUGGAUCCGGAAUUAAGCUCUACAAAGGCUGACAUACUUUGUAAGAAGCUUGUUUCGCAAGGUUGGAUCACAAAGGAUGCCGGUUUUUACUUCCUUUCUCCGCGAUCGUUAUUGGAAUUGCAGAGUUAUCUACGUGGGUCUUAUGAAGAGUACAUGCACACCUGUCACGCUUGCAAGGACAUCGUCACUCGUGGAUUGGCAUGCUCAACGGAAGGUUGCGAUUUGUAUGCACAUCAUUAUUGCAAACCACGAUUGCUUUCGAUGUUGCAAACAAAGGGUGAUGUCAGAUUGUGCGCAAAAUGUAAGAAGCCAUGGUCUCCGCUCACAGUUGGUGAUACGACGAAUGCAUCAACGAUGAUGAUAGGAAGGAGCAACCGCAACAAUGGUGAAAAUCCACUCGGGUUUACGUCUGUAAAUCGAGCUUCUACAGGGGAAACGGAUGAUUCUGAAGAUUCCGAAGAGGAAGACGAACUUGGCGAAACGCAAGAUAGCGGAUCGAAACGUGGACGAUCAUCAACAGUGCAAAGCCGCUCAAGUCAACGUCGUCGUAUCACUGAAGAAGAAACUGUGCCACUCGAAGAAGAUGAAGAGAGCGAUUGA